UAAAUUAGAACUACUAGAAAUACCGUAUAUAGUAUUAUCAUAAUAUUCAAGUGCACAUUAGUUAGAAAUUUAAACAUUACAUUAAAUAAUUCUAAACCAGUCCACAUUGCUAAAGUUUUUUGAAGAAUGGAUAUGGAAGAUACAGAAUUUAUGGGAGAUAUAGAAAUGUCAGAAUUUACAAAAUACUCUAAUUUUCUAAAGUCUGAUCAUGUUCUUGAAAGCGUACUGAAAAAUGAAGUGGAAGAUUUAAUUUUAAAUGAAGAACUCAUAAAAUGGGGAUUUAACAAAUUUAAUGGACAAAAUAUCAUUUCGAUUGCUUGCAGCACAUCAGAGGUAACAGAACAAACACUGGAAAUACUACUGAAGUAUGUAUUUGACAACUUUUCUGAUAUAGAUCUAAGAAAUGAAGAUUGGUAUUAUUGGGAACCGAUUCAUUAUGCUGCUCGGAAUGCAGAUUACAACAAAUUAAUAACAAUUUUGAAUAGUCCCUACAAAAAGAGAAUAAAUAUAUUGUCAGUUUUUUCAGAAAAUGCAUUACAUGUAUUACUAAAAUAUAGAAAGAAAUCCAAAUCAUUCAACGUGGAUCUUGCUUUAAAUAGAUGGGAAAAGAAAACAUGCCGCGUCAUAUCUGAGGAGAAAGAUAAUUUACUAAAUUGUGCUGAAGCUUUGAUCAAUGCAGGAAUAGACGUAAACCACAAAAACAUUUGGUGUGAAUCUCCAAUAAUUAUAGCCCUUAGGUACAGAUUUCUGAAGGUAUUAAAUCUUCUUCAGCGUCAACCAAACAUUGACAUAGAUUCUUGUAAAGAUUUAGCACUUAAUAAAACAGCGCGGGAUAUAAUGAAAGAGUAUGAUAUAGACUUAAAUGGUAUUCUAUUCUCUUCUGCUGUGUUUAAUGAUCCAAUCAAUUUGCUUUUUACAUUACUUAAGAGCAACAGCGAAGAUAAAUUCCUACUUUACAACAACAAAGAUAUUAGGGAAUAUUCUAACGCCUUUGACGGCAAAGAUGGUGUAACUACAAGUGGUAAUUUGUUACAACUAUGUCUUGUCAAAGGCUUUAUUGCCUAUCAGAAAGAAAUCAGAAAAGAACAUUCAACGGACUUCAACAAAGACAUCAUGAAGACUCAAAUGCUUGACGUAUUUUGCCGCAAAGGAAUGGUAAAGAGUUUAGAACACUUACUUGAUAAUAACGCAAGCGUAAAACAGAGACACAGAAUGUUCCAGAAAUUAAACACCUUCGAUCUUGCAAUAAAACUAAGGUAUUAUCCAUUUCUGGUAAUGAUAUUUCAACAUAGAUCAAAUCAAAUACGACCAUGUGACAUUUUGAAUAAAUUGAAACUAGUACAUAAUACUAACAAUCCAAACGACUAUUAUUUCAGGCAUGUUCUCUUUUUACUGUUAAGCAAGCUGGACACUUUUUACUACAAUACCGACGACACUUUUUAUGACAAUGUCAAAAUAUUAGAUAAUGUCGUAGAUUUCUGUAUUAAAAACAACAAGAACAAUAUGUAUGAUGAAGUUAUCUACCUGGCUCUGCGAUUAGGGGCUCAUUUAUGUUAUAGAAAAAAUAGCGGAGCUGGUGUCAAAUUAGAACUUCUGUGUUCUGAAAUCUUAAGUAAUCAUCUAGAUCAGUGUAUCGAUGCUCAUAAUAAUAUCUGUUAUAACAGUAUAAUAUUUGACGAUGAAAAUCACUAUUCUGAAGUUGAUGUUAUACGAAGAUUAUAUCACAGUAACAAAACAAGUGAGCUACUUAAUCAUCCAGUGCUUAUUAACUUGAUCCAUGAAAAAUGGAGUAAAAGCAAAUACGUCUUUUAUUCAAAUUGUAUUCUCCAUUGUAUAUUUUUGGUUGUAUUGUAUGUCUAUAUGAUUUAUUUGAAGAUUAAUGCCGUUCCUCAGAUCGUACUCUAUGUAUUUUGGGUUUUUGUAACUUUUUUUUCAUUAGUGGAGUUGUGUGAAAUAUGUAUAUACAGUUUUAGAUACUUUUCGGACCCUAUGAACUACAUUGAUCUGUCAGUGCUGCCUUGUAGUAUUUACAAUAUUUAUUCUAAGGAUGAAAGAGUUAUGGUAAUAGCGAUAUUGCUAUAUACCAUUAAAGUUUUAUUGAUAUUUGGGCAAAUACCAAUAUUUACCAAAUACAUGAUCAUCUUUAGUUCAACUAAAUACUUUUUCGAAUAUGUUCUAUUCUACUUCGUCCAAUUCUUCUCAUUUGCCUUGUGUUUCUUUAUUUUGCUCACCCCAGAAUCUGAGUUCAAUGUAUUGGGGCAAAUUUUCGUAAAACUAUUUGAAAGCCUAUUUUUCUUUAUAGGGCAGUAUGAUGGGGAAAUAUCCCAUCCCAUUAAUUUUCCUAUCUUUUCCCGAAUAAUAAUUACUUUGUUCAUAUUUUGCAUGACAUUAAUUCUUAACAACCUAUUAGUAGGAUUGAUUGUAACUGAUAUGGAUAUACUUAAAAAAAGAAGCAAGUUGAUGCGUCAAUUAAAAAUGGCUAAAUACGUCGUCAGGGUGGAAAAGUUAAUGAAUACUUUACCAUAUUUGGCAAGUUUAAGUCUGGAUAUCAGUCUGUUUCACAGGAGAGAAGAGAAAUGUCUUUACUUAUCCAUGGAUAUAUUGGACGAAGACGAUAAAGAAUACCUAAAUAACAUUGAUAGAAGCAAAAAGUCUUCGGCAAGCAUUUUAGCUGCCUUACACGGUUUCAUAAGAAAACAAGAUGAUGUCCCAAAACACAAGCAGAAGACGAACGAAUCUUUAGAAGAAUUAAGCUCUUGCGAGACUAUCGACCCUAUCGAAUCCAAUGAAUUUUACUUACAACUAUACCUAAGGUCCCCCACUCCCCAAUCUUCGCGAAGAUGUUCAUCAUUAAUGUAUAACCAAUACCAUCCUAUAUAAUUAACUGGCACUGAAAUUAGUCUUGAAAAAACUAAAAAAUAUAAUAAUAUAAUUUUCUUUAGUACAACAUUUUAAGAAGAUCAACUUUUCAACUAGGAUAAAAACAAUAAGAAUAUGAGAUAACAAUUAGUAGAUGAUAGCCACACUCACUAGCUAUGGAUAUUAAAAUUUUAGAAUUUUAAGCUGAUAAACAAGACAAAACACAAGGACGUUAAUCGUUUGCAGUUGAGAAAACAAAAUGCAUAUAAAUUAAUAGAAAAUAGAUACAAAUCGGCAAAUCACGGCCCCCAAUAAAAGCCAUAUCCCAACUUUAAAAAUCUGUAAUUUUAUUAAUUUCUGUAUCGUUGGAAACACCGAGGGUUAAGUUAGAUGAGCAUCUAAUUCAAGUUACAAUGUUACAAUGUCAACUCUGGUAGCGCUUUGGAGGAAAUCGUCGUUGAUGUUGAAACUGCUGUUCAGCACUUGCCCGAGGCUUCUAAAGUGUUUACAAGAGAGGCUUGUAGAAAUCAGUUAUCAAAAAAUAUCGUUUCAAGUAAUUCAUUAAAAUCUAACAAAGAGCACAAUAUUGUCAAGAGUUUGCGUAACAAGGAUUGUUUCUAUCUAAAAGC
This is a messenger RNA of Sitophilus oryzae (rice weevil), 3488 nucleotides long. RefSeq lists its product as uncharacterized. The transcript has a single exon. The record is from RefSeq and is a predicted model, not a curated record. Gene Ontology annotation, cellular component: membrane. The coding region runs from base 127 to 2880 and encodes 917 amino acids. Lineage: Eukaryota; Metazoa; Arthropoda; Insecta; Coleoptera; Curculionidae. Gene Ontology annotation, biological process: monoatomic ion transport; transmembrane transport. Gene Ontology annotation, molecular function: monoatomic ion channel activity.